AGCUGCCAAUUUUGUCUACUAUUAAAAAAAAAUUACUCUAAUCCGCUCAAAAUCAAACAAAAUUCUAUCCCUCCUUAUCUAUUUUUAUUUAUAAUUUUCUAUCAAAUGAAAAAAUCCCCGCCACAAAAUCAACAAAACAAAAAUCAUCAAUUUUUGUAGCUUUUUGUAUUUCCUUUUCACAUUGACAUUCAUUCCAAAUCGCAUCACUCAACGUCAACGCAUGUUGUUCUGUUCUUUGAAAUACUCUACUAAAAUCGGUGGUGGCUUCUAGCUAGGCUGUUCACAUGAAGGAGGAGUGGAGUGUCAGUCAUUCUAGUUUGUUGCGCGAUAGAAAAAGAAAAACUAUUAAUUAAACUAAAUUAGUCACAAACAAAAUUUUUAUACGGAACUCAAAAAAAAAAAAGUAGUAAAUUUCCAUUAGAACCGAAAAAAGAAGAAAGAAAGAAACGCCCAGGACAAUCAUCAUCUUCAUUAUUUAUCAUCAUGGGACAACAAGUAUCCCGAACAGAUUUUGAAUGGGUUUACACCGAAGAGCCACAUGCAAGUCGUCGCAAAUUGAUUCUGGAAAAAUAUCCACAAAUCAAAAAGCUCUUCGGCUACGAUCCCAAGUUCAAGUAUAUUGCCGGCUCCAUGGUCUUGACACAAAUUCUAAUGUUGUUCCUAAUCAAAGACUGCUCUUGGCCAGCCUUAUUCCUAAUUGCUUAUUGCUUUGGUGGAAUAUUGAAUCAUUCGUUGAUGUUGGCCGUGCAUGAGAUAUCUCAUAAUUUGGCAUUCGGUCAUGGUCGCCCGUUGGCCAAUCGGAUAAUGGGAUUCAUUUGUAAUUUGCCCAUUGGAUUGCCAAUGUCGAUAUCAUUUCGGAAAUAUCAUUUGGAACAUCAUAGAUACCAAGGCGAUGAAGCAAUAGACACCGACAUACCCACUCUACUCGAAGCUAAACUAUUUUGUACGACAUUUGGCAAAUUCCUAUGGGUUUGCCUGCAGCCAUUUUUUUACAUUUUCCGCCCUCUAAUCAUCAAUCCAAAGCCACCAACUAACAUGGAAAUAAUCAACACAAUUAUUCAACUAACCUUCAAUGGUAUAGUUGUGUAUUUCUUUGGAUGGAAAGCUCUGGCAUAUCUCCUAAUCGGUUCAAUAUUGGCAAUGGGUUUGCAUCCAGUUGCUGGACAUUUUAUAUCCGAACAUUACAUGUUUGCCAAGGGCUUUGAAACUUAUUCCUAUUAUGGUCCACUCAAUUGGAUAACAUUCAAUGUUGGUUAUCAUAAUGAACAUCAUGAUUUUCCAGCUGUGCCGGGUAGCCGUUUGCCAGAAGUAAAAAAGAUUGCCCCAGAAUUUUAUGAUUCUAUGCCACAACACACAUCAUGGAUGCGUGUGUUGUAUGAUUUUAUUAUGGAUCCAGCUGUGGGUCCAUAUGCCCGUGUAAAAAGACACCAACGUGGCCUUAAAACAUAAAUUCAAAUUCAAAACUCUAUAGAAACAAAUAACAUCAUGGACUGCAAUCUACAACAACAACAACAACAACAACACAAAGCUGCAAAUAAUACUUCUUCUAUUGUCGUAAUGUCAGUUAAUAACUUGUGUGUGUAGGUGUAUUUUAUAUUUAUUUGAAUUUUACUUGUUGGUUUAAAUAUUUUUAAGGAGUAUUAAGUUUGGUGUUGUUUUUUCUUUUGAAAGCACGAAAAAAUAAAAAAUGAUCAUAGAUUUAAAUUGAUAGGUUUAUUUAUACACCAUGCUUUAAAAAAUGUGUUUCUUUUUUUCUUAAAUUUUUGAAUUCUUUUAAGAAGAAACAAUUGCAGUUUAAAUGCUCUACCACUAUUAUAGUAUUAUUAGGUUUUUGUAUAAUGCCAAAAAAGAAAUGAGUUCUAAAACAAGAUUUAUCUGUAUAUGUAUUUUAAAAAUAUAUAUAAAUUAGUCUGUUUGAUAUUUAUAUAAAUUUAAUGUAUUAUAGAAUUUUUAAUAAUAAGAAAAAAAAAUAAGAUAUAUGUAUAACAAAAUAAAACUACAAAUUUUUCAAAUUUCCGCUUUGUCUCUGUCCCUCAACCUCAAUCAAGCUUAUGCACUAAGAUUCUAUUCUUAAUUUUGUGUAUGUAAAACAAUCAAAACAAAAUGAUGUAAAAGACUUCUUGUAUAUA
Molecule: messenger RNA, 2129 nt
Organism: Episyrphus balteatus (marmalade hoverfly)
Lineage: Eukaryota; Metazoa; Arthropoda; Insecta; Diptera; Syrphidae
Gene: ifc
Product: sphingolipid delta(4)-desaturase DES1
Exons: 2
Coding region: 484-1449 (321 amino acids)
Biological process (GO): ceramide biosynthetic process
Cellular component (GO): membrane
Molecular function (GO): sphingolipid delta-4 desaturase activity
Source: RefSeq, a predicted model, not a curated record